GCAAAAUCCUCUUCUCAGCCGGAACCAACAGAAGAAGCCAAAACAAUGGCCGAAACUCUAAAAAAUCAAGGAAAUCUUUGUAUGAAGGAGGGUCAAUAUGAAGAGGCGAUUGCCUGUUACACAAAGGCCAUUGAGCUUUCACCUCAUAAUGCAGUUUACUUCUGCAACCGGGCUGCUGCUCAUUCUCGUUUGGAACAGCAGGAUAAAGCUAUUGAGGACUGCCAAUCUGCAUUGAAAAUCGAUCCGAAGUACAGCAAAGCCUAUGGUCGCAUGGGCAUCGCCUAUUCAAGUCUAGGUGACUAUGGUAAAGCUGCAGAAGCCUAUCGCAAAGCCCUUGAAUUGGAUCCGACGAACGAGAACUGCCAACAGAAUCUGGCUCUAGCAGAAGAACGUCUCAGGGAAUCCGGCAUCGGCAGUGCGGCUGGUGGCGGUCUUGACAUUGGUGCAAUUCUAAAUAACCCGAUGAUGCAGAAUAUUGCAUGCCAGUUGAUGCGGGAUCCCAACACACAGAAUGCUAUGGCCGAUUUGUUCCGGAGCACAUUUGGCGCUGCCUCGGGCGGCGGUGGUGGUGGGGCUGUUCCAACCACCGCCAGUACAAAUGCGGUGAACUCCACAUCGGAUACCGACACUGCUCAGAACGGUCCCAGUGGCGGACCGCCAAAUGUGGAUCAGUUUCUCAGGCUAGGUCAGCAGUUGGCCCAACAGCUUCGUGCUGCCAAUCCACAGUUAGUGGAUCAAUUGCGCCAGACGUUUCAAAAUACGUCUUCCGAUCCUGCCACCGGACCCACACAGUGAACUUCGUAAAUACUGAUCGCUUUAUCUCUUCAGUCCCGGUGUUCUUGCUGUCUCUUCUAGUUGCUUUACUCCCACACUCCAGAAGUAUUUCUGGUGUUGAGUGCACGAUCAUUUGGAGCAUGUGGGUGACGUUUCUGAUCUUGCAUUAUUGGCAUAUUCACAGCUGUUCA
Molecule: messenger RNA, 965 nt
Organism: Opisthorchis viverrini
Lineage: Eukaryota; Metazoa; Platyhelminthes; Trematoda; Opisthorchiida; Opisthorchiidae
Exons: 6
Coding region: 46-795 (249 amino acids)
Biological process (GO): post-translational protein targeting to endoplasmic reticulum membrane
Cellular component (GO): TRC complex; membrane
Molecular function (GO): protein binding; molecular adaptor activity
Source: RefSeq, a predicted model, not a curated record